GGGAAAUUCUCUACAUCACGAAAGUUAGCAGACUCCAUAUGGGCAUCUACCUCUGCAUAGCUUCAAAUGGUGUACCUCCUUCAAUAAGCAAAAGGAUAUCUCUCAAGUACAGUUUCCACCAAUGUUAUCGAUUCCGAAUCAACUGGAAGGAGCGUUCGUUGGACAAGACGUCACGCUGGAAUGCAGAACUGAAGCGUUUCCAACUUCGAUCAACUAUUGGACUACAGAGAGAGGAGAUAUGAUCAUCUCAGGUGACAAGUACGAGUCUGUAGCUAUGGACAAUGGCUACAAAAAGUACAUGAUGCUCAAAAUCCGAAAAGUCGACAAAUCCGAUUUCGGAUCUUACAGAUGUGUCGCCAAGAAUUCUCUAGGCGAAACGGACGGUGUUAUCAAAUUGGAAGAAAUUCCCGCACCAACAACACAGCGAACAACAAAACCUCCCGAUGUUUCAGACCACAGAAACGAUAAAGCUACUAGUAGAAGUGGAUCAAAGCUUCCAGAGUAUGAUUACGACAGUAUAGGGGGCGAAUACACCCUGCCCUCCAACGGCCCCCCUCCUAUUCGCGAGCCACCAGGAGCUUUCAGCGGAAGCAGCAGAUCGAUUGGGAAUUUCUUUCUCUACGCAAUCGUGUACUUCACUACUUCCCUCAGCAUCUGGAGGUGAUGUUAGAUAGAAGCAAGGACGGUGUGAAAACGAGUGAAAAGAAAUCCAAAGGUUUGGGUCCUGCCCAUAUCAAGGUGAAGAAAAACAGACUGACGAACAAUAUCAUUAUACAUACUGUAAAUAUGAAAGUGUAUCAUAAAACUAGUACAAAAUGUGUAUACAAUAACGCUGAGCAUUGAAAUAUGUAUGUUAGACCCGCUGAAACUGCCAAAGCAUAUCUUGAAUGACAUAAACUUAAGUGAUAUUAACGAAUCAUUGAUAGAGGCUGACGUGUUGAUUAAAUAAAC
Acanthoscelides obtectus is the source of this 951-nucleotide messenger RNA. Lineage: Eukaryota; Metazoa; Arthropoda; Insecta; Coleoptera; Chrysomelidae. The record is from the annotation of a GenBank genome assembly.